GACACUACAGACCCCUGCAACAGGAGUUUGGAGAAGUUGUUGUGUUGGCACUGCAGUUUGACAAGAUGCUUCCCGGAGCGCUCGCCGUGCUGCUGACUCUUUUCAGCCUCACUGAGAGCAAACAGAAAGACUUUUAUACAUUUAAAGUAGUCAACAGCAGGGGGAAGUUAGUCUCCCUGGAAAAAUACCGGGGUUCGGUGUCCCUGGUGGUGAAUGUAGCCAGUGAAUGUGGCUUCACUGAGGAACACUACAAAGACCUGCAGCAGAUCCAGAGGGACUAUGGGCCGUAUCACUUCAAUGUUCUGGCCUUCCCCUGUAACCAGUUUGGGCAGCAGGAGCCCGGGAGCGACAAAGACAUCGACAGCUUUGUGCGCAGAGUCUACGGAGUCUCCUUCCCCUUGUUCAGUAAGAUAGCUGUUGUCGGAACCGGAGCCAACAAUGUCUACAAAUAUCUCGUCGAGUCUUCUGAAAUGGAGCCUGACUGGAAUUUCUGGAAGUAUCUUAUUGAUGUCGACGGAAAAGUGGUGGAUGCAUGGGGACCAAAAGUUUCCGUGCGAGAAAUUCGACCUAAAAUAGCUGAAAUGAUGCGACAGAUAAUCCUAAAGAAGAAGGAAGAGCUUUAGCCAUCUGUCACAUGACCCUUUAGUGUGUGGGUUAGAUUUACAUGCGUUGGUACAUGAACCAAAGAGAUAUUUUGCUGGUUGAUUUGGAUCUUCUUUGAAUAUUCCAUUAUAUCCAAGUAACAUGGCCAAAGCAAAUUGUACGUGCCUUCUGAAGGCACUGCUGAAACACCACUAUGUUUUUAUAUUUAAUGUCACAUUUCAUAUCAGAUGGAUGAUAUUUAAAGCUGCAGCCUUAAGCCAAAUCACUUCUCUCCUUUCUGUUAGACAUCUUGAUAAUGUUUUAGAUGUUGUAUUCAUUCUGAUUUGUUGAAUAAACUUAAACUGUGAUGAGUGAAA
Messenger RNA from Gymnodraco acuticeps, 959 nucleotides. It is a transcript of the gene gpx7, whose product is annotated as glutathione peroxidase 7. Gene Ontology annotation, molecular function: glutathione peroxidase activity. The transcript has 3 exons. The record is from RefSeq and is a predicted model, not a curated record. Gene Ontology annotation, biological process: response to oxidative stress. The coding region runs from base 66 to 623 and encodes 185 amino acids. NCBI's taxonomy places the organism in Eukaryota, Metazoa, Chordata, Actinopteri, Perciformes, Bathydraconidae.